Molecule: messenger RNA, 2876 nt
Organism: Pseudonaja textilis
Lineage: Eukaryota; Metazoa; Chordata; Lepidosauria; Squamata; Elapidae
Source: RefSeq, a predicted model, not a curated record
CAGAGAUAUUACAUACAGCAUUUCGCUGGAAGCUGUGACAACACUGGUCGUUUUUCUCUCCUGUCAGCUUUUCCACAAGGAAAUUCUGCGGAAGAGCAUCAUUCAUAAGUAUCUCAUGCAUGGUCGAUGUCUCUCAUACACCAGCCGACUCGUGAAAACUUUGUUGUAUAACUUCAUCCGUCAAGAGCGAAGCCCUCCUCCAAGUUCCCAUGUCUUCCAGCCUGAGUCCGAAGGAGGUGGACUACUGUAUGGAAUUGCAUCAGGAGUAGCAACUGGUCUGUGGACGGUCUUUACACUAGGAGGAGUAGGAAGCAAGAGAGCUUCGCAGCAGGAAGAGUCAUCACCUCUUGCUAAUCAAAGUCUGUUGUUGCUGCUCAUCUUAGUAAAUCUCACCGAUGCUGCAGAUACACCCAACCCUUAUAAACAAUCUGUUGUGUCCUUCAAGAACACACAAGAUAGCACAGCUUUGUCUUCACCAACUCCUCAUGCUUUCCAGAUCAAUUUUAAUAGUUUGUACACCACAUUAUGUGAGCAGCAGAAUUCUGACCAUGCCACGCUCCUCUUGUAUACCCUUCUGCACCAGAACAGCAAUGUUCGAACAUAUAUGUUGGCCCGGACAGAUAUGGAAAACCUGGUUCUGCCAAUUCUUGAGAUUCUUUAUCAUGUUGAAGAAAGGAAUUCACAUCACGUUUAUAUGGCACUGAUAAUUUUGUUAAUCCUUACUGAAGAUGAUGGCUUCAAUCAAUCCAUUCAUGAAGUGAUCUUGAAAAAUAUUACUUGGUACUCAGAACGGGUGCUAACAGAAAUUUCACUGGGGAGUCUUCUGAUUCUUGUCGUAAUAAGGACCAUUCAGUACAAUAUGACAAGGACGAGGGACAAAUACCUUCAUACAAAUUGCCUGGCAGCUCUAGCCAACAUGUCCGCACAGUUCCGCUCCCUUCAUCAGUAUGCCGCGCAGAGAAUCAUCAGCUUGUUUUCAUUGUUGUCCAAAAAGCACAACAAGGUUUUGGAACAGGCCACCCAGUCUUUGAGAAGUUCCCUGUCUGCUGCUGAUUCCCCACUUCCAGAUUACGCCCAGGAUUUGAAUGUGAUUGAAGAAGUCAUUCGAAUGAUGUUAGAAAUAAUCAACUCCUGCUUAACAAAUUCCCUCCAUCAUAACCCCAAUUUAGUGUAUGCCCUGCUAUACAAGCGGGAUCUCUUUGAGCAAUUUCGAAGUCACCCCUCUUUCCAGGAUAUAAUGCAGAACAUAGAUCUGGUGAUCAGCUUCUUUAGCUCACGGAUCGAUCAUCCUGGAGCUGCGCUGUCAGUGGAACGGGUACUCGAAAUUAUCAAACAGGGAGCUGUCGCCCUACCCAAAGCCAGGCUCCGGAAAUUCCCAGAGCUGAAGUUCAAGUACGUGGAAGAGGAACAGCCCGAAGAGUUCUUCAUCCCGUAUGUUUGGUCUCUUGUCUACAACUCGGCCGUGGCUCUUUACUGGAACCCGCAAGACAUCCAGCUUUUCACGAGGGAUUCGGACUGAAACCCAAAAAAAGGAAAUGCAAACCUACCGUACCAGCGCCUGCCCUAAAAACGAGUCCUUCCCAGCUGAGAUUUCCUUAGAAGGAUACUUGUAACUAUUGUACAGCCCCACUUAUUAUUUUCCUGGGAGCAUGUUAAGAAGCCAGAGAACAUCACAUGGACUCCAUUAAUAUUGUAUGCUAAUUUUUAAUCUAUCUGUUUGUAAAGCCAAGAGAUGGGAUUGUUGUUGUUUUUUCCUAUCAACACGGGCAGAUGGGUUGGAAGAACUCGACACGAGGUGAGAUAUUAACAGCGAUCAGCUUUUGGGGGAAAAACACAAAAUAAUGUAAACAAAAUAUAUUUUGGUUUUUGGGGGGAAGUCAGCAAUUUGCUAGUUGAUUUUUUUCCUGUCUUCUCUAUAAGCAUAUCUGCAAAAGCCUUUGAGGUUUUGCUGUGGGCUUCCAACACAGUCUUUGCAGCCUUGGUACCUUUUCACCCUGGGUGUAACUGAAAUGUCUAAAUUAAUAUUGUGGCAUUGAUUUUUUUUUUUUUAAAAAAAUGCUUCAUUUUGGAAGGCACUAAAAUGACCACUUCUCACCCUGCAAAUCUAAAAAGACGAAGAGCAGUUCACAAUUCAUGAUUUCAAAAGUGCUAUUACACAAGUGUAGCUUUCUCCGAAAUUUCACUGUUCUUCUCAACCUCCCCCCAAAACACACACAGAAGAAACACACGCUUCUUAAGACUUCUUUUCAGAUAAAUUGUUUUUGACAGAAAUUUGCAAGCAUGCACAUUUCAAAAUUAAUGGUCCAUGUUAUGUACCUUAAAGAGAAUUGACAACGUGCUACAGGAAAGAAAAAGGGGAAAGCGCUUAGUAUAGCAUUAAUACACAAUAUGAGCUUGUGGGUUGUUAUUUUCAAAACAAAAACUACAGUCCUAUGCUAGGCUGCCAAGUUUAAGGAACAAAAAAGAUCAAAGGAACAAAAAGAACAAAAAAAUAUAUAUGACAUACAGAAUAAAGUUGACAUGGGAGAUUGGCAAUGAGUGGGAAAGAGCCGCCCCCUUUAAAUAUCUUUUCACAAAUUAUUUUGCUUGGUUUUUAACCUCCUGACCAAUGUUAGAACAGCACUGUUCCUCCCACCUGUGAAAUAAAUGGCGCUUAAAAUUCAAUCAUAUUUACUUCCUUCUGCAGCUGUAAAAAAAAACCUGCUUAGCGAUUGAGUUUAUUCAGUUUUGCACAGAGAUAGAUUUGGGGUGAUGGGGAAUAGGAGCACUGCUUUUUAAAAAUUGGAAGGAUAACAGGAGAAAUAUUUGACCCGGUGUUUGAAAGGAGCUGAAUGUCCUGCAAUCCUCUCCUUCAAAUAAAUGACUCAUGAGACUGC